GGGGAUCUCUACACACUGGCUUCAUUUUCGCUAAAGGCAGGUGAGGCGUGAUUUGGUCCAGUUCUGGUAUCCAGUCGAAUUGACUUUCAAAUGUCGGCAAGCAAUAGCACGACCGAAGAUGUGGCUUGGAACGACUCAGACCGCUUACUACGCCAGCUUAAUGAUGACAAAGCUCGUCUCUACAUCCCUGUCGUUCUCUACAUCCUCAUCCUUCUUGUAACCGGCGUCAUCGGCAACAGUCUCGUGCUCUACGUCUAUCUAAAACGAUUUAAGAGAACUUCUUCGAACUAUUUCAUCUUAUCCAUGGCCAUGUUCGACAUGGUGGUAUGUUGUAUCGGUAUGCCCACUGAAAUCUACGACCUCCGCUAUCCCUACAUGUUUUACAACAAUGCCGCUUGCAAAAUCUUACGCUACACGGAGUCAGUGCCGAUUAUAGGAUCAGCCCUAAUUUUGGUUGCCGUAGCGUUUGAUCGAUACUUCAAGAUUUGCAGACCAUUGCGUAACACACCAUUGCGCUACAUCAAGAAAAUCUGCAUUGCCAUAGCAAUCUUCGCCGUUCUAACAACGAUUCCUACCAUAUUCGUUUUUGGAUUGAAAGAUGUUGAAACAAACUAUACAGACGUUGUAGGCAAAGACUGUAGUACCCUGAAAAAGAACGGAAAGAGCACUCUGUUGUCUUUUGUUUGGUAUGGUUAUCUGUCAGUGGUGUUUGUGCUUUGUACGUGUACCAUGAUCGGACUUUACAUAAGAAUCUGGCUCGAAAUUAAACAUCGUCAGAGACAAGCGUUAGGAAGACAAGUCAGUAAAAUAUCCACGGAAGACAGCGGCUUACCCGAGUCACCGACAGCCCUGUCUCCCACGCAAAAGCCUGCGUCUGAUUCCAAGAUCGAGCGGAAACAAAAUUUUCGCGUCAAAUAUUUGCCGAGUGUAAGCAUUAGCAGUGAACCGGACUCCGGCGGAUUGCGCACAGGGGAGGCCAGAGCCAACACACUGGGAAGGCUGGGAAGCAACACAAGUGACGGAAUGGACCCCGAAAAGAAAUCUCUACGGCAGAUAGGAGAAAACGUGAUGACUAAGAUCCGUGCCAGUAAAACCACAGUGAUCCUGUUCGUCGUUACUUUGGCUUUCAUUUUGUCGUACCUGCCCACAUUGAUCGUGACGGUGAUCCGUAGUAAGGACACCAGACAACGCUCGGACACUGUCGACUUCUUGAUGAAACUGUUUUCGAAGUCUUACUUCAUAAACAAUUCCAUCAACCCGAUCAUCUACAGCUUCUUGAACAUCAACUUCCGGAUGGAAUGUGCCAAGGCUUUGGCGAGACUUUCCUCCUGCUGCUUCUGUUGUUGUCGUUCUAAUUCCAGAAGUGUCCAGUUCUCUAAAAAAGGCUGACCUUUUAUCAAGGACAUUUGAUGUCUAAACGGCAUAACAUAUUUUUACAAUUGAUUGUAGCUACGAACUCUUCGUGCAGGUGGGCCCUGAGGUAUAACUCGAUGGCUGCGUUACAUUGUUUACUCAACAGUUUGUAAACUGGCAAGUUAUAUCUGAUUAUUAUGGUGGGAGAAAACCGAGCAGAGCCCGGCGGAAACCCACGACCAUCCACAGACUGCUGACAGACCUUCCCACUUACGGCCGGAGAGUAAGCCAGCCUGAGCUUGGUUUGAACUCACAGCGACGUCAUUGGUGAGAGGCUUCUGGGUCACCGGAACAUAUUGGAUUUUCAUGAAACUUUACAGACAUUUUGGGGCAUGAUAUGUAGAUGUACACUUUCCUUUUCGAUAGAAUUUUUUUUGAAAAGCCUUAUUAAGCUGUGAGUAAGUUUUCCUCAAACUUUGCAGAUUUUUCGGAUAUGACAUGUAGAUGUGCUUUUCUGGUAGCACAUUCUUAAUUUUUUCCAAGCUAUCUCCGCCCUAAAAUGGAAACUGGAGUUUCCUGAAACUUUGCAGAUGUAUGAAGGUUUGAUGUGCACGUGCCUUUUCGUUAGCAUUUCAUGAACAGUUGUCGUCGUUUAAAGAUGGAUCUGCAGUUGGCAUGGUGACCACCUCGAGAUGUGCGCCUGCGAUAUUUUGGAUUGCAGUGCACCAGUAGGUUUUAAAUCGUUAUUGAAGGGUCAUAAUUUCCAUACCGUGGGGAUCUUUAGACGCUAGUAGAUAAUAUACACAGAAAUGAAUUUUAAACCCAUAAUUACUGAUGCGAAUGAAAUAUUUCCUAGUUUUGCGAACACCAAAGACGGCUUGAACAGACUGUGUUCUAUUAAUUAACAGAUUGCUUCUAUUAAUUCGUCUUAUGCUUUGUUUUUCCUGAAAUAAAA
Molecule: messenger RNA, 2308 nt
Organism: Liolophura sinensis
Lineage: Eukaryota; Metazoa; Mollusca; Polyplacophora; Chitonida; Chitonidae
Product: D(3) dopamine receptor-like
Exons: 2
Coding region: 91-1389 (432 amino acids)
Biological process (GO): G protein-coupled receptor signaling pathway
Cellular component (GO): plasma membrane
Molecular function (GO): G protein-coupled receptor activity
Source: RefSeq, a predicted model, not a curated record